AGUUAUUUCCCUUGGAUAUGUAUAAUGCACAAAUGUACACGCUGAUGUGGUAAAAGAAAAGAACUGUCAUGGCAACAGCUGCAUCGUGGUCAUGUGAACCAUGUUCUCAAAGAAAUAAAAAGACCGAGGCAUCAAAAUGGUGUACCGAUUGUGAAGAAUCGAUGUGCCAAGCAUGUACUGAUUGUCAUUUGUCUAUGAAAGCAACCAAGCGUCAUCACAUUAUAGAGUUACAGGUUGCACGUUCCUGUCAUUCAAAUCCACUGACAGGGAUCCAGUUUUGCGAGAAGCAUGAAGGUCAUCCUUUUGAAUAUUUUUGUAAAGACCACAAUGCAAUAUGUUGUCACGAAUGUAUGUCAACUAAACUGCAUAGAUCCUGUAAGAUACACACCAUUAAAACAUGUUCCAAAAAUGUUAAAACAUCACAACCAUUUAAGGAUGUAGAAACGGAGAUUGACCAUGCUAUCGAAACUCUAACAAGCAUUACAGAAGAUAGGGUAUCUAAUACAGCCUCCAUUAAAGGAGAUGUCGAAGAUGUAAAAAAGUCAAUAAAGAGAUUCAAGUCCAAUAUACUACAGCAUUUAGACACGCUGGAGGUAGCCAUAUUUCAGGAUUUAGAUCGUAUGCAGGAAGAAAUGUCAAUCAAGUUAAAUGAAGAAAAGAACCAAGCAGAAACAGACAAGGAAGUCGUCAGCGUUUAUAAGAAACAAAUUCAAUUUAUAAGCAACCAUGGUUCCGACAAACAAGCAUUCCUUUUCAUGCACAAAUUAAAAAUGGCGUUACAUGACUUGACCAAUCAGCAAAUAGGGAAAAUUGCGCGGAUGAGAUCACUAUCAAUAGAACAUAAGAUUCCAGAGGAACUCUUCUCGUUCUUGUCUCUUGGUUCUGUUGUUCCCAAGAAUAACCUUUGUACCGAAAAAUUCAAGCUUCAUGCAGAAGAUUACAAAUUUUACCAAACUUUUCAUUUGCACAAGAAAAUAGACAUGACUGCUAUUGACAAACAGGCGUUCAUUACGGGUAUGGCGGUGUCAGGUGACAAGCUAUUACUCUGCAACUGUGACUGGAAUCAUCACAUGCCUCAAGUUCUUGUUUUCAAGAAAAGUGGAGAAUAUCUUGCCAACAUAGAAGUUAAAGGUGCACCAUGGGAUAUUGUUGUCCUACCUCGAAGCGAUCAAGCUGUAGUUGUUUUACCCAACACUAACUCCAUUCAGUUCAUUGAUACAAUGAAACAGGUUUCUGGUAAGGAAAUCAAAAUGGCGGGAAGUGAUGAAAAACGUGGAAUAGCUGCAACCGACGACAAAAUAUUUGUGGGUGGGAUGGAUAGAAUUGUUUACAUUUUAGAUCACGAUGGUAAUUUAAUGUCAACAAUAUUUAGCAGAGGUGAGAAAUUUUGCUAUCUCCUGUCAGUCAGUAAUUGUGAUUUAGUGUAUUCCGAUUUUUCCAGUAUUCACCGUAUCAAACUUGAUGGGUCAGAAGUCUACAGUUACAAGUCUCCAAAUCUUAAAAACCCAAAGAAAAUUGCCACAGACCAGCUUGGAAACUUAUAUGUUGCUGGAAAAGACAGCCACAAUAUACAUCGCAUAACACCUGAUGGAACAUUUUUGGACAUUGUAUUGACAGAAGUAAAUGGUAUUCAUCAUCCACGAGCUAUGUACUUUGACAACAGUAGUAACAUGCUGUUCAUCUCAAACCAAAGUGGAAAAGAACUUUUGAUUUUUAAUUGUACUUGAUCAUGAUACUAUCCUUAUUGUUGGUGGGUUGUUUUAACUUUUAAUAUUUACACAUUUUGCACUCCUGCAAAAUACUUUUAUGUUAUGGGAUUUAUUUUGGUUUUAGAGUUCAACUUGGUGAAAUGAGAAAUAUUUAUCAGAAAUAAUAAAAUGAUUGAAUAAUGAA
Molecule: messenger RNA, 1893 nt
Organism: Mytilus trossulus (common blue mussel)
Lineage: Eukaryota; Metazoa; Mollusca; Bivalvia; Mytilida; Mytilidae
Exons: 2
Coding region: 69-1727 (552 amino acids)
Molecular function (GO): zinc ion binding
Source: RefSeq, a predicted model, not a curated record